This is a messenger RNA of Quercus robur (English oak), 486 nucleotides long. RefSeq lists its product as uncharacterized. The record is from RefSeq and is a predicted model, not a curated record. Lineage: Eukaryota; Viridiplantae; Streptophyta; Magnoliopsida; Fagales; Fagaceae. The transcript has a single exon. Bases 1 to 486 code for a protein of 161 amino acids.
AUGGGGAUCACGGAUAAACUUUUUCAAGCUUUGCAAAACCAAUCGCAAGACAUUUUAAAUGCUACACAUUUAGUUUCAUCCACUAAAAAACUUAUUCAACAAUUUAGAGAUGAGAAAUGGGAUGACUUACUAGCUACUGUGAUAUCAUUUUGUAAGGAACAUGGUUUAGAUGUCCCUGAUAUGAAUGCUCGUUAUGUUGCAAGAUUUGGUCAAUCUUGUCAUCAACAAGAGGACUCUAGAAAUGAGCAUUAUUAUAAAGUAGAUAUUUUUAAUACAGGAAUAGAUUCUCAAGUACAGGAACUAAAUCAUUGGUUUAGUGAGCAACUUACGCUUAGCUCAACUCUAGACCCUCGAGAGGCAUUUGAAUCUUUUCGAGUCAAUGAUAUUUGUUCAUUGGUAGAUAAUUUUUAUCCAAUAGACUUCACAGAUGAUGAAAAGAAUGAUUUGAAAAAGGAACUUGAUCUUUAUAAGUAUGAUGUAGUUUAG